AUGUCAGAUUUUUUUUUUUUAAAUUAAUUUAUUAAUUUUAAACUUCACUUUUAAGAAACCUAAAGUUUAGUAAUAAUGUACUUGAAAUUAUCGUUUAGCAGAUUCCCUUCUAAAAUUGGAGUUUCCAAAUGCUUGAAACUUUUACAGGCAAUUUUUCUCACCUUUCUUUUUUAAUUUUCUUAAAGUAUUCUAAAAUUGUAGACGACAGGAAUUUCUAAUAAUGAAAAUUAUAUACAGUUAUUCUCUACUAGCUUAUGUUCAGAAAAUUUGUUUAUCCAGCUAUAUUUUAACCUUAAUUCUUGUUGUUACUUUUGCUCCGUUGUAAUCAAUCAACCAUAUAUAUUGUACUUAUCUCCGAAAUAUGUAGAUCAUAAGAUUCUCAAACUGAAGUUCUGGCAAAUGCUGGUGGUUACAGAGUCACCCCAUCCGUGAUUGCUUUUUUAAAUGAAACUGAAAAGGUUGUGGGAUUAGAUGCAAAACAAGCCAUGCACAAAAAUGCAGCUAAUACUAUAACAGAUAUAAAGGAUCUUUUACAGAACAAUGGUGAAACUGAUGUUAACGACUUUGAAUUAAAAUCACCACAUAAGCUAAAUGGAAAAAAUGGAACUAAGCUGGACUUAGAAAAAAAUAUUUCUCUACAGUAUUCAAUUUCUGAAAUUUUAACUAUUUUGUUCACAGCAAUGAAAGAAAUUGCUCGCAGUCAUAGUCAUGAAGAUGUUUAUCCAACUGUCUUAACUGUACCCAUAAGUUUUACAUCUACACAACGUCAGCAAGUGAAGAAGGCUGCUACUGAUGCAGGAUUUCAGCUUUUAAGAAUUAUCAAUGAACCAGCUGCAGCUGCUCUAGCAUAUGGUAUUGGUCAAGAGUCAAAUGAUUCCAACAGUAAAUGUUUAGUAUUUCGCAUGGGUGGAACAUCCUUAGAUGUAACAGUUCUUCAAGUUUCAAAUGGCAUGUACACUGUCCUCUCAACAGUGCAAAAAAAGAAUUUUGGAGGUCAUCAUAUAACUGAUGCUAUUGUCAAUUUCUGCUCUAGUGAAUUUCAAAGGCAAUAUAAAGUAGAUAUAAAAGAAAAUAAACGGUCUUUAAUGAAAUUACGUUCAGCUGCUGAACAUUAUAAACAUGUUGUUCAUAGUUCCAUAAAUGAGAGGUGCCAAGCGGAAUCAGUAUACGAUGGAAUAGACCUUAAUAUUAGUAUAAGCAAGUAA
This is a messenger RNA of Stegodyphus dumicola, 1205 nucleotides long. RefSeq names its product heat shock 70 kDa protein 14-like. Gene Ontology annotation, cellular component: endoplasmic reticulum chaperone complex. Gene Ontology annotation, molecular function: ATP binding; ATP-dependent protein folding chaperone. NCBI's taxonomy places the organism in Eukaryota, Metazoa, Arthropoda, Arachnida, Araneae, Eresidae. The record is from RefSeq and is a predicted model, not a curated record. Gene Ontology annotation, biological process: endoplasmic reticulum unfolded protein response.